Amoebophrya sp. A120 is the source of this 4146-nucleotide messenger RNA. The record is from the annotation of a GenBank genome assembly. NCBI's taxonomy places the organism in Eukaryota, Dinophyceae, Syndiniales, Amoebophryaceae.
AUAAGAUUUAGUAGCUAGAAGAUACAACUUCAAUUUCGGCUAAUGCGUUGAUGAUGAUGAUGAUGGCAAUUUCUGCAAUGACCCUCACAAAAAUUUAUUGAUGAAUUGGAGUGCGAAAUCGGAUUCCACCUGGAUUGGUCGGUACUUUACUUUGCAUGUGCGGCAAGAAAACGGUUUGACAGAAGUUCUUUGAAUAAAUCAUGAUCAUCUCCUUGUUGACAGUGCCUUGAGUCACUCCGCUUUAGACCUUCACCCAAAUUACCAAACAGAAAUCGCCUAAUUGCAGAAUUGCUACUUAGACUUUUCUAAGCUAUUCGUAUAUUCUAUUUUCUACCGAAUUAGAAACGACAACUCUCCGCUGAAAGGCAAGAACAGCAUCGAUCGAUUCGAAGACUAAAAAUCGCUCCGUCUGACAUUUAAAGCACUGCAAUUUCAACAGCAAUUAAUUUGAACCUUCAACCUAGCGAGUAUUCACGCCGGGUAUAUUAAUUAACGACUCUUAGUAGUCUCAGAGUUCUUGUUGGUCCUUUUACUGCUCCACGUCCAAUUUGAUUCGUGAUCACACUACUUGUUGGCGGUAGUACAUUUCAUACCUGAAUAAUCGUACUUUUUUAAGUAGACGUUGCUAGCAUCUCAGGAUCGACGGCAGAAAAAUGAAAGCUUUCGGGUUCUUUGGCGCCGCUCUAGUGUCGGUGGCCAACGGGGCCGCACCCUACUUUCAUCCAUCCGACUGGAACGUUGCAUUUUCCUCGUCGCCAACAGGAGACUCGUCGGCGUCAGCAGGACCCUCCUCGUCCUACUUGGGUUCGGAUACUCCUGCCGGAUUCCAACCUGGGAUACCGCUCGCUCCCACCAAAGAGCAGCCGCGUCGCCGCCGGCGGAGCAGCAGUUCCACCUCUUCCAGAAGUAUUACGUCCAGGUCCCCGGCUCCACGCCGGACUUUCCCGAGUACCCCUCCCCAGACCCCGAGUAGUAAAAAUGGCGUUGCACGUUGGCCGGCGACGCCGACGCGGAACCAGGUUGCUCGGUCGCCGCAGCAGCCUUCCGGCCGAGCCGUGAGAUUUGCAGCUUCAUCUCGGACGCCAUCUCCAAGCACGACAAGGGUCUUCGACGCCACAGGAUCACCAGUAGGUCCGCCGCGGCAGAGCACGACCAAGACGGCGCGGGCGCUCAACUCUCCGGGAUCGCCAGUUACUCCGCAGCAGACCAGAUCCGGAACUGCGCGGGCAUUCAACUCUGCGGGAUCCCCAGUGGUGCCAGGUGCGCCGUCCUUUUUCUCUACGGGAAGGAGUUUACUUCCGCCACAGACGCCCUUCGGACCCAGGCCAGAACCUCGGGUACCAGACACCCCUGGUGCUACAAAUGACUCGCCUGGAGGCCUGGAUCAGGUGGAAGAGGUAAAGGACUUCUACAAUCGCCUGGCGGACCGGGAUGACUACUUUCUUGGCAAUCCACAGAACCCGAACGCUGUCAGCUUCACCGACGAACACCCUGAGCCUUUCCGCGUUGCAGCCGAGUACCAGAUGCGAAAGUGUGUGAGGAUGGUUCUUAAGGAUGCCACUCACGAGUUGCUGUGGUUGCAGAAGCACAAUGCCAGGUUUAGUCCGUUCAGCGUGCACGAGGAGGGAAGUCUCCACCAGAAGGGUAACGGGCCUGAGGUUUUAUUCGAGCAGGAGCAGGAACGUAAGAGAUCGGCGAUCAGAAAUCUAAAGAAGGGUUUGCAGGGCUGUGUGAGUCUGGUGCUGCACAAGUUCUGGCAGGCGCGUUUCCAGCUAGAGUGGAAGACAGAGAUCUACAAGUUCGCGAAAACCCUGGCGAAGGAGGGGGGAGCAAAGGUGUACGAAAGCAUUGUGACGACUAACAAAGAAGUGGGAGUUUCGCACUGCGCAGUGACCGGUAGGGAAAUCCCAGUGUAUCGUGAGAUUCUGAAACUGACGCUGGUGCCGGCUGGCUCUUUUUUAGCGGACGCAGAUCCGAAGAAAAACCACGCCGUCUCGAUUGAGCUGCGGGAUGAGGAGGACUAUGCCACGUGGAAGAACAUCCGCGACAUCGAGAGUGAGGCCGCGUUUUUGAAGGAGUUCCAGACGGCCACGCCUGUUUUCGGACGAUCGUCGGAACGCUCCGGCGCUGUCGGGCGGGGACCGGGCCGCACUCUCCUCGACGGGGAACCGCGGGCCUUCGGAAACUGUGAGUGGGCCGGAGGCGAGUCGAACGAAGGGCGCAAGGGCGGGAAUUACAUGAAGCUUCUCUACAACCCGGCUCUACAGGCCGUGACGAGAUUCCUUCAAACCGAGUUUCUCGCCGUCGCAGAGGAAUUUCGUACUGAGGUGCAGACUCUGGACGAACAAGAUCUUCCCAAGCUGGAGACUCUGGAGACUCUGGACGAAGUACUAAGCUGGAUUGAACACGUCCUCCUCAGACAGAGACGCAUCAGGGGCGUGUUCGACCGGAAAUGGUUGGUUGCCGCAAAGGCCUUCGAAGUGCGCCGUCUGCGCGCGCUUCCGCUUCUGUUGCGGAAAGCCUACCGAAAUAGGAAACAGCCAAAUGGAGUACCGGCGAAUCUCGAACGGCAUCUACAUUGGAGAAAGUGGAACAGGGGUAACACGUUGGACACGGAAACUGCGUUCGACAGUGCAGACUACCAGAACUAUCGGGUCCGGCGGCCACACCCGAACGGCUACAACGCGCAGACCGACAACGGUCGGCUUGGUAACCACUGGUUCUUGUGGGACCCUCGCCCGGCGGCGAAAGCCGCGCCGCUUCUUCUUCCUGCAAUCGGAAAUGCGGGUCCUUUUGCGGUUCCGGACGCUCCACUUGCUUGGGGAGUGGAUUCGCUCCACGGAGAUGCGACAGAUCUGUACAGUGAUAAUUUGAACAGGGAGACAGGACUUACCCUCGCCACGCUCGGUCUACAGGACGAUAAUGACCUGGCCGCUUUCGUACGCGAGCUUUCUACGAACUCGCGAAGCGAGGAAGCGUCGGAAAGCAGUACAAGCGACGCAGUUGUUCUCCCCGAUCGCCAGCCGAUGGCGCCAGCCCCAGCUCCCCUGCAACCGAUGGGAUUCAGGUUCCACCUUCCCCCUUUCAUGGGGGCGGGUCCUCCCGGUGCUGUUCCUUGGGUACUAGCAGCAGGUGACUUACCCCCACCUCCGCUCGUUGCUCCAGCCGGAGACGGGGAAGAGCAGCCCGGUGAUAUUGCACAUAUCUUCGGGGGUGGUGCAAACAACAUGGCGGCCCUCCAGCAGUUUCUCGGCUUCAACAAUCGACCUCCUCCGCCCGUGGCAGAAGCGGUAACUGCAGUGCCCGAAGAACAACUACUACCAGUUCAAGCGGAAGAAGGACCUGAUGAAAUUACUAACAUACAACCUUGAGUAGAUUUCAACUUCUAUUCGCUAUUUGAUUCUUUUAGAAAUUCGUGUAGUCGAAUCUAUCUAUGGUUUUUCUGUGCUCCGUCGAAAAUGACAAUACCUACUAAUAGCUCCUGAACAACAAGUUCGGGCGGAAGGUCAUAUCGUCACACUUUUCUAACUCGUAGUGAAAACGGUAUCGCUCCAUCCAUCCAUGAUUGUGCUGCAUUCACACAUCUGUCAUGCAUUCAGUUCCCAUUCGUUAUAUCGAAAAGGCACUACUGUAGAUAAAAAAUUAAAACCACUUAAAAGAGUUUUCUUGAAAAGAACAAACAAUCUGCAUGGGAACGGGGGUUCGGCUGCCCGCAGAAACAAAAAGCAUUGUCUUACUUAUUUAUUUGACAGCAUGACAUCUGCCUCCAAUUCAAUAAAUUAAGUUCUAACCACGACAACGUCGACCGCAGCGUGGAUCAAGGUUCGCAGCGUUUAUUUGACUAGACAGUACGUUAUUUACGUAUAUGCGCGAAGGAAAUGCAAUUUCUGAUUCGAAGCCGUUGGUUUUUGAAGCCGGUCUUCUGCUUUUUGCCUUUUGGAACAAGUUUGUCGUAUUCAUAAUCAUAGUCAAGCACCGAAAUAUACUUAAUCUGAUUACAGUAAGCAUCGUAUUUAUCGAAGCACUCAGGUUCGAAGUUUUUCCACUGAUUUUUUCUGUAGCUCUUUUUGUACGAUCAACAUUAGACAUGAUGCACAAAAAACCUUAGGAAGAGCGUAAUUCAGAAAUUUAUCACACAGACAGCAU